Molecule: messenger RNA, 998 nt
Organism: Glycine soja
Lineage: Eukaryota; Viridiplantae; Streptophyta; Magnoliopsida; Fabales; Fabaceae
Product: ras-related protein Rab11C-like
Exons: 3
Coding region: 170-823 (217 amino acids)
Cellular component (GO): endosome
Molecular function (GO): GTPase activity; GTP binding
Source: RefSeq, a predicted model, not a curated record
GUUUGCACCAACUCGGUGUUUGCCUUUCAAAAUGCCUUUUCUUCUCUCUCUUUCUCCUUUUCUCUCCCAACUUUGAAUCUUCAAUCCCUGCAUUCAUCUAUCAUCAUCACCCCACUUUGCUUUCACCAUCUUUUUAUGCUGGUCUCGGGUGGUGUCGGGUGUUGGAAGCAUGGCAUACAAAGUGGACCAUGAAUACGACUAUCUCUUCAAGAUCGUACUCAUUGGAGACUCUGGUGUUGGAAAAUCCAACAUUCUCUCUAGGUUUACCCGAAAUGAGUUCUGCUUGGAGUCUAAGUCUACCAUUGGGGUUGAAUUCGCAACCAGAACCUUACAGGUAGAGGGGAAGACUGUGAAGGCACAAAUAUGGGACACAGCGGGUCAAGAGAGGUACCGAGCUAUAACAAGUGCAUACUACAGAGGAGCAGUGGGUGCCUUAUUGGUGUAUGACAUAACCAAGAGGCAAACAUUUGAGAAUGUACAAAGGUGGCUCCGUGAACUGAGGGACCAUGCAGACUCCAACAUUGUUAUUAUGAUGGCUGGAAACAAGUCUGAUCUCAACCAUCUCAGAGCAGUCUCUACUGAUGAUGCUCAGAAUUUGGCUGAGAGAGAGGCUCUCUCAUUCCUAGAGACUUCAGCAUUAGAGGCCUUCAAUGUUGAGAAAGCAUUUCAAACCAUUUUGUUUGACAUAUACCAAAUUAUGAGUAAAAAGGCACUGGCUGCACAGGGAGCAGCUUCCACUACUAGCCUUCCUCAUGGGACUACCAUAAAUGUCUCAAAUAUGUCAGGUAGUGUGGAGAAGAAAUCAGCUUGUUGCUCCAAUUAAUUAAUGUUGUAGAAAAAAGGUGACUGAGGAGGAUCAAGUUUUCUCAGGGUAUCUUCUUUUUUUGUAUUUGAAAAAACACAAAUGACAUGAGGAACAGUCGUUACCUUCUGCUACAUUUUCUUUUUUAUUAUGGAGACAAGAGGCAGAUCUUUAGCCUCUCUCUCUCUCUCUCUUU